Molecule: messenger RNA, 1563 nt
Organism: Metarhizium album ARSEF 1941
Lineage: Eukaryota; Fungi; Ascomycota; Sordariomycetes; Hypocreales; Clavicipitaceae
Product: General substrate transporter
Exons: 3
Coding region: 1-1563 (520 amino acids)
Biological process (GO): transmembrane transport
Cellular component (GO): membrane
Molecular function (GO): myo-inositol:proton symporter activity
Source: RefSeq, a predicted model, not a curated record
AUGGACGGCGCCCAGGCACCAUUGAUGGCGGACAGCCACGAGGGCGACGAUGUCGAGGAUGAAAACAACGUCGUCCGCCAGGAACGCCUCAUCAAAGAUACCGAAGCGAAUCCCGGUGUUUUUGUCGUGGCACUGACCAUUGCAGCGGGAAUAAGUGGACUCCUUUUUGGAUAUGAUACGGGUGUUAUAUCUGCUACGCUAGUGUCGAUCGGGACGUCAUUGUCGAGCCGCGAACUCACAUCUAUCGACAAGUCUAUUAUUACAAGCUCAACGUCGCUCUUUGCUCUCCUCAUUUCGCCCUUUUCUUCCGUGCUCGCCGACCGUCUUGGCCGCAAACGAGUCAUCCUGUACGCCGAUGUUUUGUUUGUCGUCGGCGCCGUUCUCCAGGCGCUAUGCUCCACUGUGCCCGUCAUGGUUGCUGGACGCUGCAUCAUAGGAGCAGGUGUUGGAGCAGCAAGCUUCGUGGUGCCGCUGUAUAUUGCAGAGCUGGCUCCAGCUUCGCACAGGGGGAGGCUUGUCACAGCAACGGUAUUGUUCAUCACCCUGGGACAAAUGGUUGCCUAUGUUGUCGGGUGGGCAUUCUCGGCGUACGGCUCCAAAGAGACCGGGUGGCGGUGGAUGGUCGGCCUUGGUGCUCUGCCCGCCGGGUUCCAAGCUGCAGUUGUUGUCUUCAUGCCGGAGACGCCCCGCUGGCUAGUCAAGGCGGGCAAGCCGGUACACGCAAAGGCCGUCAUUCGGCGAGUCAACGGCGGAGCAGGGACUGCAGAAGAGGCAAAUGCGGUAGUCGGAGAGAUUGAAUCAGAGAUCCGUGAGGAAGAGGAUCUUGGACGACACCGGGACCAGCAGCCCCCGAGAUGGAAGUGGCUUGGGGCCUGGCGGGAUCUCCUCGGCCAAGGCAAGAAUCAACGAGCAUUAGCGAUUGCAUGUUUGCUGCAAGGCCUGCAGCAGUUGUGUGGGUUUAACUCGCUCAUGUACUUUUCGGCCACAAUCUUCGCUGCCGUCGGUUUCAGCAGUCCAACAUUGACAUCACUGACAGUCGCAGUCACCAACUUUGUGUUUACGUUGGUGGCGCUGGGACUCGUUGAUGGAAUAGGAAGACGACGAGUCCUGCUGUAUUCCAUUCCGUUCAUGAUUUUGGGCCUAUUGUGUACAGCGAUUGGAUUCUCCUUUCUGCCUUUUGGCGGCGCAAACGCUCAGAGUCAACAUCCGUCGGAAGCCGGCAGUCAGGGGGCAGCAUACGUGAUACUCGUCAGUAUCAUGCUCUACGUGGCGUCAUACGGAAUUGGACUAGGGAAUGUGCCCUGGAUGCAGAGUGAGCUGUUUCCCUUGUCGGUUCGAUCACUGGGAAGCGGCAUCGCGACUGCGACUAAUUGGAGCGCCAACUUUGUUGUUGGGCUGACUUUUCUACCACUGAUGGAUGCUCUCAGCGCGUCGUGGACGUUUGUUUUGUAUGCAUUGAUAUGUGGGAUUGGAUAUGCAUUGGUUUGGCGGAUAUAUCCAGAGACAGCGGGCCUGAGUCUGGAAGAAGCGACUGCAUUGCUAGAACGAGGAUGGGGCGUUUGA